Oncorhynchus nerka (sockeye salmon) is the source of this 4729-nucleotide messenger RNA. Its product is annotated as myb-related protein B-like. The record is from RefSeq and is a predicted model, not a curated record. The transcript is spliced from 15 exons. Gene Ontology annotation, cellular component: nucleus. Bases 260 to 2221 code for a protein of 653 amino acids. NCBI's taxonomy places the organism in Eukaryota, Metazoa, Chordata, Actinopteri, Salmoniformes, Salmonidae. Gene Ontology annotation, molecular function: DNA-binding transcription factor activity, RNA polymerase II-specific; RNA polymerase II cis-regulatory region sequence-specific DNA binding. Gene Ontology annotation, biological process: regulation of DNA-templated transcription.
UCUGCGCGCGCACACCUCUAGUCACGUCACUCCCGGGAAAGCCGUGAGCCUGCGAGAAAAGAAGCGCGCGAGAUAGGAACUUGAGCGCGGACUAGUGUGUUGUCAGCAAUCCAGUGUACCUAGCCCAGCGACAAUUAGAUUUUUUGGUUUUACCAACGUGGAUUAUAUACGACAAAACAGACUUGCUCCUAUAAUAUAGUUUGUAAAUAUAUGCACGACGUGGGCAAAAAAAAUAUACAAUAUAUUUUAGUUAAGGGUGAUGGAGGUAAAGCAAAGGGAAAUGUCCUGGUGGUCGCGCGGAGAGGAUGGGGAGGAGGCAAUGUAUCAGGACACUGACUCUGACGUGGCUGAACAGAGAGACUGUGGAAAGGUCAAAGUCAAAUGGACACAAGAUGAAGAUGACAAUCUCAAAGCGUUGGUCCAAAACCGGGGACCAAAUGACUGGAAAUACAUUGCCAGCAUUUUACCGAAUCGCUCAGAACACCAGUGCCAGCACCGCUGGUUGAAGGUUCUGGAUCCAGAUCUGGUCAAAGGGCCCUGGACCAAAGAGGAGGAUGAGAAGGUGAUAGACCUGGUGAACAGGUAUGGCAACAAGCAGUGGGCUAUUGUGGCCAAGCACCUGAAGGGCCGGCUGGGGAAGCAGUGCCGAGAACGCUGGCACAACCACCUCAACCCGGACGUGAAGAAAUCCUCCUGGACAGCAGAGGAGGACCUCAUCAUCUACAAGGCCCACUGCAUGCUGGGAAACCGCUGGGCUGAGAUCGCCAAGCUGCUCCCCGGAAGAACAGAUAAUGCUGUGAAGAACCACUGGAACUCAACCAUCAAGCGUAAGGUUGAGAUGGGCUUCUACAGCAGGGUGGAUCCUUCUCUGAAAUGUCAGCAGAUGGAACCAGAGGAGAGCAUGGCCCACCACAGCAGAGAUCAGCAGAUGGACUAUGGUGGUUCUAUGGAGAGGGAACCAGACCAAGAUCCCACAAUGCCGGAGAAUUCCAAUACAUCCACUGUAAGAGGCGGACCGAAAGAAGCAGGCUUCCACAAGGCUGUCUCUCCUCAACAGUCAAAGACCCCCAAAAGUGAGCCAAACACCCCAGGAGGUGAACUGAAUACCAGUAGCUGGGUGGUGGACAGCUCAGGCUUCCUCUCUCCCAACGGCCCAGCCUUAAAAGAGGUGAUGGAGAUGGUGGAUGGGGACUUGGAUGGCUGGUGUAACAUGGCUGUCUUUGAUCUGCCCGAGGAGAGCCAGAGCCCAGAGCGGACCCAGUUCCGUCUGGAGGGCAGUGCCCUACAGGAACUGAGUAAGGGUAACCGGGGGGAGCUGAUCCCCAUCUCCCCUGGAGGAAUCACCCCACCUUCCAUACUGAACCGCCGCAGCCGCCGUCGCAUAGCUCUGUCCCCUGACUCCAACAACUCCAGGACCCCCAAGAGCACCCCGGUCAAGAUCCUGCCCUUCUCACCCUCACAGUUCCUCAACAUGUGGACCAAACAGGACAACUUUGAGCUGGAGAAUCCAUCUCUCACCUCUACGCCAGUGUGCAAUCAGAAGUCUGGGGUUACCACACCACUACACCGUGACAAGACUCCACUCACACAGAAGGAAAACUUUGUUUGCGCAUCCAAGCUGUACCCAAACUCAGUGUUCAUCACACCCAACCACAAGUCAAAUCUUGACACCACCCCACGGACUCCAACUCCAUUCAAAAAUGCCAUGGAGAAGUAUGGUUCUCUGCGACCAAUGCCUCAGACUCCGAAUGAGGAGGACUUGAAAGAGGUCCUCUUGAAAGAGGCUGGGAUUGAGCUGAUCGUGACGGAUGAGAGUCCACCUGAGCAAAGACGCAAGCAGGUGCAUCGACCUCCAAUGAAGAAAGUGCGUAAAUCUCUGGCUCUGGAUGUCAUGGACUGCAAAGAGAUAGUCACUGCGAGGCAUCAGUCCAUGAAGUCCGAGCCCAAAACCUUUUCUAAGGCUGAGAUGUCUCUCAACUCCUCGUCCUUUUGUAUGAAGACUGAAGAUAAAGAGGAGAAUGUUCUGGAUCAGGGCUUCUGUUUAGGACCCAGUGAGAGUGGUGCAUAUUCCAACCCGGUGCCCCCAACCCCAAUGUCCAAGGCAUGGGAAGCAGUGGUAUGUGGACGUACUAAGGACCAGCUCAUAAUGACAGAGAAAGCAAGACGUUACCUCCGUUUACUGAAAUCCCACGCUCCUAACCGGGCCCUCAUCCUGUCCUGAGCCCUCACUAACCUCGUUGUCCUCUGUGCAGACAUUUCCAUUGUGUUAAAUAUAGGGUUGCAAAAUUCUGGUAACUUUCAAUUAAUUGCCUGGUUUCCCAAAAUCUUGUUUCCUCAAACCAUGAUUUCUAGAAAACCAGGGAAUUUAUUGAAAGUUCCCGAAAUGUUGCAACCCUAGUUAAAAAACUCCCCCGUGUCGAUGUAUUCAGAGGCCUUGACUUUUUCCACAUUUUGUUACGUUACAGCCUUAUUCUAAAAUGGACUAAAUCGUUUGCCCCCUCAAUCUACACACAAUACCCCAUAAUGACAUAAAAAAAUACAUACCACAUUUACAUAAGUAUUCAGAACCGUUACUCAGUACUUUGUUGAAGCACCUUUGGCAGCGAUUACAGCGAGUCUUCUUGGGUAUGGCGCUACAAGCUUGGCACGCCUUUAUUUGGAGAGUUUCUCACAUUCUUCUCUACAGAUCCUCUCAAGCUCUGUCAGGUUGGAUGGGGUGUGUCGCUGCACAGCUAUUUUCACGUCUCUCCAGAGAUGUUCAAUCGGGUUCAAGUCUGGGCUCUGGCUGGGCCACUGAAGAACAUUCAGAGGCUUGUCCCAAAGCCACUCCUGUGUUGUCUUGGCUGUGUGCUCAGGUUGGGAAGAGACUCAUUGAAACAUGGUCAUUGUCAGGGGUCGUUGUCCUGUUGGAAAGUGAACCUUCGCCCCAGUCUGAGGUCCUGAGUGCUCUGGAGCAGGUUUUCAUCAAGGAUCUCUCUGUACUUUGUUCCGUUCAUCUUUCCCUUGAUCCGGACUAGUCUCCCAGUCCCUGCUGCUGAAAAACACCCCUACAGCAUGAUGCUGCUACCACCAUACUUCACUGUAGGGAUGAUACCAGGUUUCUUCCAGACGUGAUGCUUGCCAUUUAGGCCAAAGUGUUCAAUCUGGUUUCAUCAGACAAGAGAAUUGUGUUUCUCAUGGUCUGAUAGUCCUUUAGGUGCCUUUUGGCAAACUCCAAGCAGGCUGUCAUGUGCCUUUUACUGAGGAGUGGCUUCUGUCUGGUCACUCUACCAUAAAGCUCUGAUUGGUGGAGUGCUGCAGAGAUGUUAGUCCUUCUGGAAGAUUCCCCCAUCUCUACAGAGGAACUGCAGCUCUUUCAGAGUGACCAUCAGGUUCUUGGUCACCUCCCUGACCAAGGCCCUUCUCCCCUGAUUGUUCAGUUUGGCCGGGGAGCCUGCUGUAGGAAGAGUCUUGGUGGUUCUUGGUGGGGACCUUCAAUGAUGCACAAAGUUUUUGGUACCCUUCCCCAGAUCUGUGCCUUAACACAAUCCUGUCUCUGAGCUGGUCUGAAUACUUAUGUAAAUAAGGUAUCUGUUUUUAUUUUUAAUACAAUUGCAAAAAAAAUCUAAAAAUCUCUUCUCACUUCUCUUGUCGUUAUGGGGUAUUGUGUGUAGAUUUAGAUUAUUUAAUCUAUUUUAGAAUAAGACUAUAACGUAACAAAAUGUGGGAAAAGGGAAGGGGUUUGAAUACUUUCCGAAUGCACUGUAUAUAUGGAGAUAGUUUAGUGCCUUUUUAAAAUAAAGGGUUAAAUACACCCCAGCUUAGACUCUUAUGGAUUAAACAUGGUAAACAUGUUUCAAUGCGUUUCUUCCCAAAUUUAGGCAGCAUUUACACAGGUAGCCCAAUUCUGAUAUUUGGGCUGCCUGAGUAAACCCAGCCUUGAUGGUUUUAGGUUUCUAAAACAACAUUUUGUAAAAAAUUGAUCUCGUGCCUUGUUGAGCGUGCUCAACUGAAGUAAUGUUUUCUCAGUCCUGGAUACUUGUAAAUAUGGAAAGAAUUGUAUUGUAGGGCAACUUUAUGGGUAUAUAAGUGUUUCAAAUGUAAUGCAGUUUGAAUCUACACACAUCGUUCUCUCGUAAAGGUCUUAACACUGUACAAAAACAAUUUAAUCCACAUUUAUAUCAAAUUUGUCAUACUCAAAUGUAAUAGAAAGGUCUAAAUGUUUUCCUUUUGAUAUCUAAAGUUCACAUGUCAUUUUGCACUUACAUCUAUCAGUAUUGGAGUUGUUUGUAACUGUGUUUGUCAUGGUUGCGUUUGAUUACCUGAUCAAUCAAUAAUGAAUCUAAACAAGUUGACUCACACAAGCGAACAGAUGGUUGGUGAGGUUACAGAAAUGUUUGUUUUCCUAUGAUCUAUUUUUCAUAAUAAGUAGUCUACUGUCAACUCCUGUAGUUGUAUUAUAGGCUACUAUUUUAAGAGUAGAAGCAUGUGACGUGAAUAUGCAUCACCAUAGAAGAAUCAUACACUCGGGUUGUCCUAUUCUCAUGUCCAAAAUGUUAAGAGGUACAGGAUUUUUCUACUGAAACCUGAUAAUGUUCUGUGCAGAUAACAAAAUGUAUGAGAAUAAAUUUUUUACUAAUGUAAACAAACUAAAAAUAUUAAAUUAUAUGAACAGUUUGUACAAUUGCCUGUGCAUUUGCAAUGUGUGAUAGAAAAAUAUUAAAUGUAUGUUGUCUUUUUAUUGACUUAA